CCUAGCACCCAGAACAGAAAGGGAAGCUUACACGGGCCUCGCGCGACUCGCGGGACGGGAGCCCUAGCGUCCCAGCCUUCCGCCCUCUUUCCUCCCCCCGCGCCUCCGCCCUCCGCCUCCACCCCGAGCCUCCCGCCGCGCCAUGGACCACAGCCCGUACGCCGGCGCCGGAGCCGGCGGUAAGAUCCGGCGCCGCCCGCCGCCCCGCGCCACCGCAACGCCCUACGACCGGCCCCCUGCCGCCGCCGCGGCGCACCGCCUCGCGGCCGCGGCCGCGGCGGCUUCCGCCUCCUCGGAGCCGGGCGGGGAGGGCGACGGCGGCAGCGGCGGGUGGGUGUCUCGGCUCGUGGACCCGGCCUCCCGCCUUAUCGCGGGCGGCGCCGCGCGGCUCUUCUCCUCGGUGUUCCGCAAGCGCCAAGGCCCCGCGCCGGCCCCUGCUCCGCUGUUGUCGUCACCUUCCGGAAGAAAUACUGAGCCAAAACAGGACUUACCUGAUUCAACAUAUGUUGAUUCAACUCCAGUCCUGGAGAGUGCAAUGGGGAAGGGGAAGAACCCAGCUGGCACGUCAGAUGAUAAAGCAUUGUCUGAAGUAGAGCACUUGUUAAUGCGGAAAACAUUCACUAGGGUUGAGUUUGACCGUCUUACAGACUUAUUGCGUGAAAGAACCAUAGAGUCUGAUUUGCCUACAACUAUGGUUUCCCGUGAGGAGAAGAACAAAGAAAUUAUCAGAAUUGAUGGAACAGGUGGCUCCACAUCGCGUGGGAUGGCUGCAGAUUAUUCUCCGACUGUUAAAGUACCUAGUCAUGGUUCUAGUUCUCCUUCAGAGCUUGCGAAACAAUAUAUGAGCUCACGUUAUUCGAGAGAACCCCAAUCGAGUUGUUUGCGGAGCCGAUUGUUUCUUGAUAACAAAGGAGAGGCAAACAACAUUGCCUAUGAUAGGAGAUCUAGACCACAAAUUGUUCAGGCACCAAUUGAAUUUGGCAAUGAAAACCCUGGGCUUCCUGUGAAUGGCUAUGUGACUCCGGGAUUACGUGGGCGGUCAGCGCUAUAUAGAAUGUCCUGCUCUCCAUAUUUUAAGGGUCCGAACUCUUCCAGUGAUGUGAACAUGUCUUCAUUAUCCCAACGAGCACAAAGUUUGCAUGCUGGUGGCAGGCAGGUCCUAAAACGAAGAGGCGCAGACUUAGAGAAUGAGCUUGGGUCUAUCGGUCCCAUUCGCAGAAUUCGGCAGAAGUCAAAUAUGAUGUCUCCUUUUAGAGAUGCUCGUGCAAGUCCUCGGGGAAACCUUCUUACAAGCCGUACAAGUGGUUCUGAUUUCACCGAAGUCAGCUCAUCCAUUCAGGAAUCUCCAAGCUCAAAGAGACAAUUGCUUGGGACUGGUCAAUCUGUGUGUCCCCUAGAUUCACAUAAGAAUGGAGAUGGUAAAUCUAGUGAUAACAUUCCACCCAUACAACCUCAACCAAACAAGAUGGCUGAGAAGAUAUUUGAGCAGCUUAAUAUAAUAGUUCCAUCACCAAAAGAGAAGCAGUCUGGACAACAAUCAGUCACUAGUAAUGCCAGUCAUUCCAUGUCAAAGAAACCUGUUUUGCAAGAUAAUGGGCCAAGCAGUAUGUGUGACCCAUCUAGUUCCCGGAAAUUUCAUGAUUUGGAUGGAGCCAAUGGUCCCCUCGAUCCAGACCUGAAUGGUUCCCUGUUGAAGAAAGACAAGCUAAAGAUAAUAAAAGAUGGAUCAUCAGAAGUUGCUUCGCCUGAUCAACCUACUAUUUCGGGGAAUUCAAUUUCUGCUGCUACAUCACGGAAACCAGGCUUUAAAAUGGCUGUGUUAGAGGACUUGCCCGAGUUGGAUGAUGAUCUGGAGGUCUCUAUUCCAUCCAACAAUUCAAGUAAUAUAGAGGUUGAGAAAACUGAGCAGAAAUUUGAUUUAAAUAAAAAGGAGCAGAAAGUUGAACAAAAUAUAUUAAAGCAAAAGGUUGAAUCAAACUUAUUGAAGGAGAAUAUUAUUGAUUCUCCGGUUAGUGAAUGGCCUAUAUCAUCAGUUUCUAAAACUAUCUCUUCAUCGGGUUUGCUUUCCUCUAAUGAUCCUGAAAAGACGCAUACUCUCCAUGCUUCUACUGGCAACAACAUUGGUUUUACAUUCUCACAUGUACCUCCCGGCACCUGUCCCGGGACAACUGUGUCAGCACUGCCAGUUGCUUCAAUUAAAGAAGAUAAACAGUCUGGUGCCUCAACUUCUAUUUUUGGCCUCAAUCAGUCUACUAUGUCAGAUUUGGAAACACCAACAGUUGCUGAAAACAAAGCAGGACUGGGGCAGAGAGUCACCAAGCCCGCAACAUUAGACAGCACUAUUUCAGAGAGAGGUGAUAAAAGAGAAAGAAUAGAAGACGUCAUUCAAUCGGCUGACAAGGUGUCUGCAUCAACAACACUGAAUGCACCUCUCCAUUUUGCUUCUGCUGCACCUACUUCACCAAGCCUGAGCAAUGGCUUCUUAUACUCAUCCUCACCAAAGCUCUCAACUGUCACACCUACUGAUAAGCCUGCUAUCAGUCCAGCUCCAUCCACUACCAUUUUUGCUGUGUCCAGUAGCAGUCCAGCUAUUUCAUCAUCAUCUGCAUUUCCAGCAUCAUAUUUUGCUUCCAGCCCUUCGGUUGGUUCUUCAAUGGUAGCAUCAGCUAUAUCAGAUUGCAAAACUGCAGACGCGAAAACAGCUAGCACCUUAUCGUUUGGUACAGGGGGUACUGCAGCCGAAACUAAAUCUACAGCCCCAGAUUCAACUAGCAAGCCAUCAUCAAAACUUCUUGAUCCCCCCUUUUCAUCAACCAUUGCAACCUUUUCAAGUUCUCCCAUCACGUCCGUGUUUUCUUUCUCGAGUGUUUCACCUUUUUCGUCUCCAGUUGCACCUUCUAGUGAUGCUACUGGCUCAACUACUACUGCACCAUCUAGUACAUUUUCCACUGCACCUGGUGUUCAGUCUGCUUCAACUGCAUCAUUUACAUUUUCAAGCUCAGGGAACAGCCUUUUUGGUUUCAGCUCCCCAGCCCAAUCUACUAGCCUCAGCACAUCUGUUGCGGGUAGUACCUCUCAACCAUCUGCAAGUGCAGUCUUUGGUAAUAAGCCACCGCAGUUGGAGGGCACGGUAUCAGAACCAUCCCAGAGUUCAGUAGCACAAUUUAGCUCCCCAUUCCCGACUGUGACUAAUGGAGUUGGGGUUUCCUCAUCUGGAUCUGGGACCAUAUCUUUUGGAAUUGGAGCUUCCUCAACUGGUUCAGGGACCACGCCUUUUGGUGUUGGAACUUCCUCAUCUGCACCUGCAACUGUAGUUUUCGGGAUGUCAGCUUCCUCAUCUGGACCUGGGAUUUUCUCUUUUGGAGUGGGAACUUCCUCAUCAGCAUCUGGGACUGUUUCCUUUGGGGUUGGAGCUGCCUCAUCUGGACCUGGGACUGUGUCUUUUGGAACAGGAGCUGUCUCAUCUGGACCUGGGACUGUGCCUUUUGGAACAGGAGCUGCCUCAUCUGGACCUGGGACUGUGCCUUUUGGAGCAGGAGCUUCCUCAUCUGGACCUGGGACUGUGCCUUUUGGGGCAGGAUCUUCCUCAUCUGGUCCUGGCACUGUUUCUUUUGGAGUGACAACUUCCUCUUCUGGGUCCGGAUUUGGUAAUUCACCAUUUGGUACUGGAGCUACAUUUCCGAAUCCAUUCAGCUCUAGCUCUGGUACUGGGUUCGCAUUUUCAUCACCUAGCUCUUCUGCUGGUUCGUCAACAGUGUCCAGUACAAGUGUGUUCACCAGUGCCUCCACAGCUUCAUCGGCCUCCGCUUUCAGCAGCCCUUUCGGUUCAAGUUCAUCCCUUCCCAGCAUGUUUGCAUUUGGGCAAUCGGCUUCUUCAGGCGGUGGUUUUGCAUUUGGAGGACAAUCAGCUUCAGCUUUCUCAUCUCAACCUCCUGUUUUUUCAUUUACCUCAGCAAGCACAAGCAUGAACUCGUCCACUCCGCAGCCUGCAUUUGGAACGACAAAUACCAACACGGCCUUUGGCAUGGGCUCUACGGGGAAUGAUCAGAUGAAUGAAGACAGCAUGGCGGAUGACACUAACCAAGCAGCACCUGCACCAGCACCAAUAUUUGGUUCUGCACCGUUUGGACAGCAAAAUAGUUCAUCCGCUGCCCCUGUGUUUGGUGCUCCAGCAGUCCAGCCUGGUGGAGUUUUUCAGUUUGGGGGACAACAACAAGGCUCUGCACAGCAGAACCCGUCCUUCCCACCUGGUGGCAGUCUAGAGUUUCCGGGCGGUAAUUUCUCGCUGGGCAGCGGAGCCGGUGGUGGCGAUAAGUCUAACAGAAGAGUGAUUAAGGUCAAGAGGGGACCAAAGAAACGACUCCAGAGAGGCGCCGGAGAAAGAUUCUAUCGUCUUGUCGGGCCGCCGAUGGGGAACACGUGCGUCGGCCCGAGCAUCACCAUGAACGGCUUCUUCCGGUCCGUCUCCACGGCGCUCUGGAAGACGCCGCAGGACGGCGACGCGUUGCCCGCCGCCUCCAAUGGUCCAGACGGCGGCAGCCCGGGCCGGUCGCAGCCGCAUCCGCUGCCGAAACAGCCGUCCGACGUGCCGGUUGAGGUGCAAAGCAAGGCCCCAGAGCCCGUCAAGAUCGCCUCUGCCCAGACGGAGGCGCCCAAGCCCGCCGAACAGGACGCCAAGUCGGGCGCCGGCGCCAACUCCGGCGAGGCGGCCAGGCCGCGGCCCAAGGUCCCGCAGGUAAAGCGCGUGUCUAGCGCCGGGCUUCUCGUCGGCUCGGUGCUCAAGCGAAAGACGGAGAACCUCAGGGACAAGUACAGCCUGGGGCGCCGGCUCGGGCAGGGGCAGUUCGGCACGACUUACCUCUGCGUCGAGCGGAGCACCGGAAAGGAGUUCGCGUGCAAGUCCAUCGUCAAGCGGAAGCUCGUCACCGACGACGACGUCGAGGACGUCCGCCGGGAGAUCCAGAUAAUGUACCACCUGGCCGGCCACCCCAACGUGAUCUCCAUCAGGGGCGCCUACGAGGACUCCGUGGCCGUGCACCUCGUCAUGGAGCUCUGCGCCGGCGGCGAGCUGUUCGACCGGAUCGUGCAGAAGGGGCACUACACCGAGAGGAAGGCGGCCGAGCUCGCCAGGAUCAUCGUCGGCGUUGUCGAGGUGUGCCACUCCAUGGGCGUCAUGCAUCGGGAUCUCAAGCCGGAGAACUUCCUCUUCGUUGACCAGAAGGAGGAGGCCGCUCUCAAGACCAUUGACUUUGGUCUCUCCAUUUUCUUUCGGCCUGAUCAAAUAUUCAAUGAUGUUGUUGGUAGCCCUUACUACGUCGCACCAGAGAUCCUGAAGAAGAAAUAUGGUCCCGAGGCAGAUGUCUGGAGUGCUGGUGUGAUCAUUUACAUCUUGUUGUGCGGUGUGCCACCAUUUUGGGCAGAGAAUGAGCAGGGUAUAUUUGAAGAGGUUUUGCAUGGGAAACUUGACUUCCAGUCAGAGCCGUGGCCUAGCAUCUCUGAAGGCGCCAAAGAUCUUGUGAGGAGAAUGCUUGUUAGGGACCCAAAGAAGAGAUUGACCGCUCAUGAAGUUCUACGGCAUCCAUGGGUUCAGGUUGGUGGAUUGGCUCCUGAUAAGCCGCUGGAUUCUGCUGUUCUGUCACGUAUGAAACAAUUCUCAGCUAUGAAUAAGCUGAAAAAGAUGGCUCUUAGGGUCAUUGCCGAGAACUUAUCCGAGGACGAAAUCGCCGGCCUGAAAGAAAUGUUCAAGAUGAUAGACACAGACAACAGUGGACACAUCACCUACGAAGAACUGAAGGUCGGCUUGAAAAGAGUCGGUGCUAAUCUCCAAGAAUCCGAGAUCCAGGCACUCAUGCAAGCCGCGGAUGUGGACAACAGCGGCACGAUAGAUUACGGCGAGUUCAUCGCCGCCACUAUGCAUCUGAACAAAGUUGAGAGGGAGGAUCACCUGUUCGCGGCGUUCCAGUACUUCGACAAAGACGGCAGCGGAUACAUCACGCCCGACGAACUGCAGCUCGCGUGCGAGGAGUUUGGCCUUGGAGACGUGCAGCUCGAGGAGAUGAUCAGAGAAGUCGACCAGGACAACGACGGACGCAUAGAUUACAACGAGUUCGUGGCGAUGAUGCAAAAGCCCACGCUGGGGCUACCGAAGAAGGCUGGUUUGCAGAACAGCUUCAGCAUCGGCUUCAGGGAGGCCUUGAGGAUGGCUUAAGCUAGAUAGCGCUUGUCUGUGCUCCGGAUAAUUUUACUGCCUGUAGAUGGAGUGCCAACUUGAGUACAGUUGCUGUAGAGACGGUGGUAACUGGUAAGGCGAUUGGUUUCAUUGGAUUGAAACGAGUCGAGGAUAAAGUGGUGAUGGCUCGAGAUGUGUACGUAGAGGCAGCCAUGGAAAUCGGCCACAGGUCACUGUUGAAUCGGUUCAAUUGUUUGGUCAUGGGCGAGGAACAGACGGUUUUGUUCCCUCUUGUAUACACAUAUACAAUCUGAUCUGUCACAUUGUUGCUGGUCUU
Molecule: messenger RNA, 6506 nt
Organism: Phragmites australis (common reed)
Lineage: Eukaryota; Viridiplantae; Streptophyta; Magnoliopsida; Poales; Poaceae
Product: nuclear pore complex protein NUP1-like
Exons: 16
Coding region: 143-6208 (2021 amino acids)
Biological process (GO): protein autophosphorylation; intracellular signal transduction; peptidyl-serine phosphorylation
Cellular component (GO): nucleus; cytoplasm
Molecular function (GO): calcium-dependent protein serine/threonine kinase activity; ATP binding; calmodulin binding
Source: RefSeq, a predicted model, not a curated record